Molecule: messenger RNA, 1923 nt
Organism: Actinia tenebrosa (Australian red waratah sea anemone)
Lineage: Eukaryota; Metazoa; Cnidaria; Anthozoa; Actiniaria; Actiniidae
Source: RefSeq, a predicted model, not a curated record
AUGGAUUCCAUGUAUACUUCGGCUUCAAGUUCUUCAGCAAUCACUUCUGGUUCUGUUUUUGGCUCUCUAGAUGAAAUUCUAGACGAGGGAGAAAGCGGUUGUCCUGCUUUUGACAGGUUAAUCCAAAGAGCAGAAAAUGAGAAUUCUGAAUUGGUCAGACUUCUAGAGGAGGAAACACGAAAGCACUCAGCACUUCAGAAGGAGCUUGAAGAUGCAAACUCACAAAGAGAAAUACUUGAACGGUCUUCUAAAAGUUUGAAGGAAGAAGAAAAACAGCUUCAAAGGCUUGCAAAGCAAAAUAAAGAAAUAGGCGAAAGUCUGAAGAGAACAAAUGCCUUACUCCACCAACAUGAAGGGACUUUACAAAAGAAAUAUGAAAAAGCUUGCUCUGAUCUACAAAAACUACAACUAGAUAAUGUUGAAGUUGUGGACAAAUACAAGGGCACAUGGGAUAGGUACUACGCCUUUUAUGAAAAGUCAAAACUUGCAGUAGAAUUGGCAAAUAUCAAGAAAACAGCAAUGGAAAAGCAAAAGCAAGCAAGCGACAUAGAGGAAAAGAUUAAACAUAUGGAAAUUCAACUUAAAGAAGCAGAAAAAGAAAAGAAAAUCAUUGAAGAACAACAAUUAGAGUGUGAAACAGAAAAUAUAGAUGAAGGGCUUCAAAGGAAAGAAAGUCCAAAAGUGAUAAAUGAAGAUCCAUCCCAUGAAGAAAAUCAAAAGAAUUGCCAAAUACAACAUUCACCUGUGGUAGUCAACAUCAAUCCUGAAAAACCACCACCACAACAUCAACUUCAUUCUUUUCAGGGGAGAAAUCAAGAACCUAUUAGCAGGAGCGUUGUCCAACCAAUCCAAAAGGAUCAAUCUCCAAAGCAAGAUUCAUUUGCAAAGGAAGAUAACUCCCAAAUGCUAUUGCAGUCAAAAACCCCACUGCUCCAGCUGUCCAAUCAAAAGAAACUUUUAAAUAGACCUUUUGACAGUCCUAGGCCUACAGCCAUUAAUACUAAUGGAUUGAAAAACUAUGGUCGCUUUCUGUCGCCAUAUACACAUAUAAAUGUACCUUACACUUUUCAAACAUCACUGUCACCUGCAAGGGCUCCACAGUAUCAACUUUUCAACAGCUCUUCUAAGGCACCUUGCACAUCACAGCAAUCCCAAAGCUGGAUGCAAGAUUCAUAUAAUAAAGCAACUAGCAAUGAGGUCCAAAUUGUCAUGGACAACUCAGCUCCAUCAAGGGAUAAAACACAUGUGGAACAAGCAAAAGUGACAUCACAAGAUUGUGAAGAGCAAAUGAUAACUGAAGACGUCACCCCAAUAUUGAAUGCAUCCAUAAAAAGUCCUGGACUUAGCAGUAACCCAGUUUCUCCCAAGACUCUGACCACAGAAUCAGAAAGUUCAGAUAUAUUCAACUUCACUGAGUACAGCGAAAGAGUAAGGUUGAUAAACAAGUCCCCAGGAGAAGGAUUCUCUUACCCAAGUCGACGGAUGUUUGACACGGUUGAAAACAUGAAUGAAGAUUUUGACAAGUAUGAAACCCUACCAAAGCAAUCUCUCUUUCAACCAUUUUUUGCAACAAGAGAAAAUGAACCACACCAACAGUUCACAGGGAAAUCUACCUUUUUUAGUAUGGAUCCUCAAAGCAAUCAAGAAAAUAGGGUUCAACAGGGACAACCUUUCCAUGUUGAUAGAGAACAGACUUCAAUCCCAAACAGCAGUAAUCUUUUUUCCUCAUUAACCCCAGGAGAAGAAUGUGGAACUUCCUCAGGUGUUGGAUUUUCAUUGUUUUCUGACCAGCCUGCUGCAAACCUUGGUCGUCAUGGUAACCAAUCACCACAAUCACCUGCCUUUAGCUUCAACUUUUGUAGUUCACCCUCACUUUCUACCGAAAAUCCAAACAACAACACCGGGACCUUUAACUUAUUUUAA